AUGGCUCCGCUAUCGCUUCAGUCGACCCAUAAGUUGGUCUCGGGAUAUGAGAUCCCUGUCGUUGGUUUCGGUGUUUACCAAACUCCGCCUGAUAUCACAGAGAAGGUGACCCUGAAGGCCUUGGAAACUGGCUAUCGCCAUGUCGACAGCGCCAAGUACUAUGCGAACGAAGCUGAAUGCGCCGAGGCUAUCCGCAAGUCGGGUAUCGACCGUUCCAAGAUCUUCUACACAACCAAGGUCCCCGUCAGCCACAUGUCCUACGAAAAGGCUAAAGAGGCUAUCGAGGCUAGUCUUGCGGAUGCAGCUGGAAUCGGCUAUAUCGACCUGGUGCUGCUCCACGCUCCCUUUGGAGGUAAAGAGGGUCGCCUUGGCGCCUGGCGCGCUCUGGUAGAAGCUCAGAAGACCGGCAAGGUCCGUUCCAUCGGAGUUUCCAACUACGGUAUCCACCACCUCAACGAAUUGGAGGAAUACAUCAACAGCGGCGUGGGUGGUCAGAUCUCCGUUGGCCAAUACGAAAUCCACCCCUGGUGCCCGAGAGAAGACAUUGUCGAUUGGCUGAAGAAGCGCAACAUUGUUGUUGAAGCGUAUUCGCCUUUAGUGCAGGCCACUCGUAUGAACGAGCCCAUUUUGCAGAGUCUAGUCAAGAAGCACAACAAGACUCCUGCUCAGGUCUUGAUCCGGUGGAGCUUGCAGAAGGGCUAUGUCCCUCUCCCCAAGUCCGUGACCGAGUCGCGUAUCAUCGAGAACACGCAGGUAUUCGACUUUGAGCUAUCGGAAGAGGACAUGGAGAGCUUGAAGACAGGGGUGGAUGCACCUGUUUGCUGGGAUCCCGCCAGGGACUCCCGCCUUUGAUAUCCAAGCAAAUAUGCGGAGAUUGGGAUGAGCAUAGGUUCUUCCAAAAGUCUAAAACCUUAAGUUGGAACUAAGCCAAAUCAAUGAUAAAUGAACUAGAAAUUAUUUAUAUUAUGAAA
Messenger RNA from Aspergillus nomiae NRRL 13137, 971 nucleotides. Its product is annotated as aldo/keto reductase family protein. The record is from RefSeq and is a predicted model, not a curated record. NCBI's taxonomy places the organism in Eukaryota, Fungi, Ascomycota, Eurotiomycetes, Eurotiales, Aspergillaceae. Gene Ontology annotation, molecular function: oxidoreductase activity. The transcript has 6 exons. Bases 1 to 852 code for a protein of 283 amino acids.